AUGGAAGCGCUUCGGGGCCUAGGCCGUGGCGCAAAGGUUUUCUAUCGUAAGGAUGUAACAAGCUGGCAGCAAGGCGAGCUGCUGGCGGUCCCCGAUAAUGGAACCGUAUCUAUUCAAGUUGGAGCAGCAACGCUGACCGUGGGCGCCGAGCUCGUUGUGCCAGCAAAUCCGGUGUUGCAGGAUGGCAUACCGGAUGUGGUGCAGCUGUCUUACUUGAACGAGCCUGGAAUACUGUACAACCUGGGGCACAGGUAUAACCUCGACCACAUAUACACGUGGGCCGGACCCGUGUUAAUCGCCCUCAACCCGUGCAAGCCGCUCCCUCUGUACACUCCGGAAAUAGCCGCCGAAUACAAACGGAAGACGGAGACAACCAAAAAGGCAAUGCAGUACUUCGCAACGCUAGCGGGUGGAACGGGCGUCGAGGACCAGGUCCUUGAGACCAACCCUGUACUUGAGGCGUUCGGGAACGCAAAGACGUUGCGGAAUCACAACAGCUCACGGUUCGGAAAGCUCAUUCAAAUCCAUUUCAAUGGCAGCCAUCACAUCUGCGGCGCCACGAUUAAGACAUAUCUCCUGGAGAAGAGCAGGGUGGUUUUGCAGUUGAAGGGAGAGCGUUCUUUCCACAUAUUUUACCAGUUAGUACGAGGAGUCACGGACGAGGAGCGACGGGCGUUUAUGUUGCCCCCGAAGCCGCAGGACUUUCACUUCCUCGCGCAGAGUGGCUGCUAUGAUAUCGCGGGAGUCGAUGAUGCCGAGGAGUUCCGUGUGGUACGCCGAGCACUGGAGGACAUUGGGGUGGACAAGGAGACGCAGGCGAUGCUGUUCAAGCUUCUCAGCGGGUUGUUGUGGCUGGGGAAUAUCGAGUUUGAGGAGAGCGGCACUGGGGAUAGCACCAAGGUUCGGCAGACGCCCGCCCUGGGGAACGCCGCAACACUGCUUGGUUGGUCGCAAGAGGCGCUCAUCACGGCGCUAACGACCCGGCGCAUUGUUGCACCCGGGGAAGUGGUGAUCAAGCUGCUGAAGGUCGGGGACGCGCUGGAGGCACGAAACUCCCUCGCGAAGGCGAUUUACGCAGCCAUUUUCAACUGGGUGGUCGCGCGGAUUAAUGCGCGCCUGAGCUCCGGGAAGAGCACGUCCGGGCUGUACAUCGCCAUCCUGGACAUCUACGGCUUUGAGCAGUUUGACCGCAACAGCUUCGAGCAGCUGUGCAUUAACUACGCCAACGAGCGGCUGCAGCAGCAGUUCACGCACCACCUCUUCAAGCUGGAGCAAACCGAGUAUGAGAGCGAGGGGGUGGACUGGACGAAGGUGGAGUUCAUCGACAACCAGGAUUGCGUGGACAUCUUCGAGCUCAUGCCGCCCAAGGGUCUGGGCAUGCUGGCGGUGCUUGACUCGCAGUGCAAGUUUCCGCGAGCUACGGACGCAACGCUGCACAUGCAGCUGCUCGAGGCGCUGAGCUCCCGCUCGCAUUUUGGUACAAAUCCUCGUGUGCCCGGAAGCUUUAUUAUCCGGCACUACGCCGGCGCUGUACAGUAUGACACCACAGGCCUCCUGGACAAGAAUAAGGACACGCUGAGCGCGGGUAUGACAAUUGCUGCAGGGUGGAUAUUGGGUGUUAACUUGGUCCAGCUUAUGUCAGGCAGCUCUAAACCUCUCAUGGCGGAGUUGGGGGCCAGCAUCCAGGAGGAGGCGGAACGCAGCACCAAGAAGGGGCAGACAGUGAUCACGCGCUUUGGGCAGCAGCUGCGAGAGCUGGUGUUUGAGCUAGAUACCACUGGCCUGCACUUUGUCCGCUGCAUUAAGCCGAACGCGAAGCUCCUUCCCAACACUAUGGACUCGGUCGCAACUCUGCACCAGCUACGAAGGAAAGCAUCCGUCACUAAUUCCCUGAAGAUUGCACGCGAAGUGGCUUGCGCACAUCAAGAGACAAGGAGUCCUCUACGUGCCAGCGUUCCACGUAACCCCAUGGAAAUGCUUUCAGUUGCACGUGUAUCCGCAGCGGGCUUUCCCACACGCUAUCGACUUGAGGAGUUCGCAUCUCGAUAUAGUCAGCUGCUGCCCCCUGAGGAGCAGCGGCUGCUGCAGCAGCAACAAGGUUCAGCCGGCAGUCGGCAGGUGUGCUUGACCUUGCUGGAGCGGUUCGGCCUCCGUGUCGGACAGUACCAGCUGGGCCAUACAAAAGUGUUCUUCCGACCCGGCGUGCUAGGCCUCGUGGAAGACAGGUGGGCGCGCAUGCAGGCCGCCGUCCUCACGCUGCAGUCGUGGUGGCGCAUGUACAUGUGCCGCGUGUCGUACCUGAAAACGCUGCAGGCUGCGACUGUUAUGCAGGCGCUGUGGCGCACCAGGGUUGCCGCGCUGGCCUACAAGGAGCUGGCGGCACAGCAUGCAGCAGCUGUGGUGUUCCAGAGCGCGUGGCGGAUGCAUUCCGCUCGGUCCCACUUCCUGCGUGUGAAGCGUGCUGUGAUCACCAUCCAGACAAAGGGCUACCGAGCCUGGAAGUUUGGCCGAUGGCUAUCCCGCGCUAUGCAGGCAGAUCGGGCGGAAUUGGCGGCGGAGGAAGUGCGCGUCAAGAGCAAGCUUGAGGCAGACUGGUUCAGUGCUCUGCGUGCCGAAUACCACGUCAGCAUGGAGGACGUGCCGACAGCAUUGGCCGCCUGGCGGGCGAUGAACAUGAGCACCCUCCAGGAGGCACUCGCUUCCUGGCGUGCGGCACGGGAAGCCCCACAGACACGAGAGGCAGCCACAGAAGAAUCGAGACCUUUGGAGGCAAAGGCGGUACCGGGUGCAGCAUCCGACGUCCCAGCUCAUGCAGCUACGGCUGUAGUUAUACCAGAAGCUUCCAAUGAAGUUGCGGCUACUACUACGUCUUCUGGGGGAGCUGCUGCUCAACCACUACAGCGGCCGCCAGUGAUGAUCAUGACUCCAGCGGUGGUGACGCCAGCAGUUGUCAACCGCUUCGAGCUGGCGCAGGAGCUUGCUAUUCAGGUUGAGCGGCUGAACCUGGAGAACGUCAAGCUGCAGAAGCAGUUGCAGCUGGAACGGGGCUUGACGCAGCGUUAUCAGCACAAGUGCGAGGAGCAGAGUGUCAACUGGCUUGAACAAGUUCGGCUACUGCAGGCAUAUAUCCAGAAGUGCCGCACCAUGCUCGGGGACAACCUCCUGCCGCCACUGCCCAAGCAAGUUGCUGCCCUUACACAGCCCGUCGAAGAUGGCCCUUCUGUGGGCAAAUUUGUUUCUGCAGUUGAUGCAGCGAUGAUGGCGUCUAUGGCUUCGCACAAGCUGAGCCCAAUCACCGGUGCCGCUGAGGGCGGCGUGGCGGUGACAGCAGAGUCAUCAGCCGUCGGUGCGGUGGGGGCGCGGCACAGCACAACGAGCGUGUGCUCAGCGACACAGACGGAGGCGGAGCAGGGGAUUCUGGAGACCCCCAGCGUCGCACACCUCUCUACCCAAACUGUCACCGAGCUGGUUACAACGGGGGUUCAGCAGUGUGUCCCCAGCUCCACAUUCGCGACACAGACCGAUCUGCUUGCCAUGGAGCUGCCAACGGUGCCGCUUCCAAGCGUUGGCAGCGUAGCCGUAGGCACACAAACGCCGCAGGAAAUUGGCGGCACAGCCAUAGGCACACAAACACCUGGGCUUCCCGAAACAGCUACCGUGGCCACUGAAACAGAUGCCGAGGCCGCUGUUGUGGUCCCAUCUCACGCGGCUAUCAAAGGUGCGCUGUCUUCUGACAAUGGUCAGCCAUUUUCCAACACUCCUGGACCGCGUUCGUCGGCCUUCGCGAACCCCUCUAUCGCGGAGCAGGUGGUGGGAGCUUGCAACUCCCCCAGCCCAUCCAUGGCCUCCGAGCCGGUGUCUCUGGAAAGGGACCCAAGCUCCGUAGGUGGCGCUCAUUCUCCCCGUGUCGGCAGUGAGGCGCGUACUAACCCCUCUUCGACUGUGGGUGGUGCUUCCGUGAACGGCGGCAUGCCUAGCACGUCUGCGGCGUCAGCGGCACCGGUGAACGCAAGCCAACGCUACGUGGCGAAGCUAGGCGAAGAGCUGGAGCGGGUCAUGCAGGUGCUGCCGGACGAUGUGGCGUUCAUCCGAGAGGUGCAUGAGGGGCAGGUCUUGGCACCGGAAAUGGACCCCGGCGUGGAGCUGUAUAAGCUCAAAAAGAAGUUCGACGUCUGGAAGCGGGAGUUUAAGGAGAAAUUGCGGACAACAGAGGAAGUGCUCCACAAAAUCGAGCGGAUGGAGGGGCGGCCAUCCCAUAGCCAUGGCCACGCGCCGCACGCCGGUCGGGAUCUUCACAUGGGUGCCAAUGACUCCCUUCGUCCCAGCCAGUCCGUCCGCAUAGCGGGGCCACCCGUUGGGGGUCCUAGCAGCAUGCCAGCCCCACGAUAUGCCGCGGCAGUGCCUGGGCCACCUAUGGCUGGUAUGCAGCAGCGGCCUGUAGCAGUGCCGGAUAUGGCACCUAGAAACACUCCACCGGACUCUAGCGCUGCAACAAACCGGCGCAAGGGUUCUGGCAGCUCUAAGCUUCUAAACAAGCUCUUCAAUAAUAAUGCACGCUGAUGGGCAGAGGGGUAAAUGGGAAGGCAUUGGAGUGCCAUCCUGUGCAUCUGGGACUUCGGCUAGUAUACUAAAAGCAUGACGACAUGUGUGAUGUCUAUGGUAGGGGUCUAUGGUAGGGGUCGGGCAGGUACAUGCCGAUGGAUUGGAUGGGAGGAGGGCAAUCCAGCCUAACAAUGAAGCAGCUUGCCAAGUGUAGCCACUGUGUAACUGCUAAUGCAAGGCUUUAAAUGCGUCUGCUGCCUUCUCCAUUGUCUGCAUGAUCGACAGGGUGACGCUUGCCUUCAGCACGUUGCCACCGCAGCAAUUGUUAGAUGGCAAAAGAUUGUUUAGCUUGUGGCUUCUUGUAACGGGGUGGUCUGUGUUGUGUUUAAAUCUGUGUCCUUAAGAGUGCAUGAGGGUAAUGGAAAGCUUCCGGCUUGUGUACACUCCAGGAUAUCGGCGCUAUGUAAAUGAGCAUAAACCCAAA
Messenger RNA from Volvox carteri f. nagariensis, 5026 nucleotides. RefSeq names its product type VIII myosin heavy chain MyoC (gene myoC). The record is from RefSeq and is a predicted model, not a curated record. Bases 1 to 4560 code for a protein of 1519 amino acids. Gene Ontology annotation, molecular function: actin filament binding; microfilament motor activity; ATP binding. Lineage: Eukaryota; Viridiplantae; Chlorophyta; Chlorophyceae; Chlamydomonadales; Volvocaceae. The transcript is spliced from 24 exons. Gene Ontology annotation, cellular component: vesicle; myosin complex; cytoplasm. Gene Ontology annotation, biological process: vesicle transport along actin filament; actin filament organization.